AUGCCUCCUCCAGAGACCAUGUUUUGUGCUCAGCAGAUCAAAAUUCCCCCUGAGCUGCCUGACAUUCUGAAGCAAUUUACCAAAGCUGCUAUUAGGACUCAACCUCAUGAUAUUUUGCAGUGGGCAGCUGCGUACUUUUCUGCACUGUCAAAAGGUGAACCCCUUCCUGUGAAGGAGAGGUUUGAAAUGCCUUUACCAACAGAGGAAACAGAGGGUGGUUUGACCCCAGGACUCCUUAAAAUCUUGCACAAGCAGUUUUCUCCCCAAGGCAUGGUGAAUGUUGCAGAACUGAAGGAAAAGUGGAAGCACCUGUGCUUGCCAGAGGAGCAGCUGAACACUAUCCUGCAACUGGGCAACUUUGGUGAGGAGGCAGAAUGGAUGAAGAUUCUGGCACUUGGGUGCAGCGUGCUCGGCAAGUCCUUACUGAGUUCAAUGAAACAUGCCUGUGAAAUCAUAACAAGGGACCCAGAAGGCGGAGCAGCGAGCGUUCCAUUCGAAACGUUCUCGUUCCUCUACUCCUAUUUGGCCAGUAUCGAUGGAGAGAUACCAGAGGAGAAAACUGAAGCUUUCCUCCAAAGGAUUAAAGAACAAGCUGACCAACAAACCGGCAUGGUGCUGCUCAGAAACUUUCUGACCUAA
Chaetura pelagica (chimney swift) is the source of this 639-nucleotide messenger RNA. It is a transcript of the gene ROPN1L, whose product is annotated as rhophilin associated tail protein 1-like. Lineage: Eukaryota; Metazoa; Chordata; Aves; Apodiformes; Apodidae. Bases 1 to 639 code for a protein of 212 amino acids. The transcript is spliced from 5 exons. The record is from RefSeq and is a predicted model, not a curated record.